Penaeus monodon (black tiger shrimp) is the source of this 2259-nucleotide messenger RNA. RefSeq names its product CWF19-like protein 2. Gene Ontology annotation, cellular component: nucleus. Gene Ontology annotation, biological process: protein peptidyl-prolyl isomerization. Gene Ontology annotation, molecular function: peptidyl-prolyl cis-trans isomerase activity; RNA binding. NCBI's taxonomy places the organism in Eukaryota, Metazoa, Arthropoda, Malacostraca, Decapoda, Penaeidae. The record is from RefSeq and is a predicted model, not a curated record.
AGCUUUGGAGGAUUUGGGGGUUUUGUGCUAAUUGGAAGAUUUGGACAGCAAGAAUAAUAUUUUUCAUGGACUUUGAGUCGGAUUUCAUAUUUUUAUGAAUGGAUGUUUUAGUUUCUGUAAUGAAUGCUUUUAUGUGAGUUUGUAGUAUUUUUUUAAAAUAUGUUUUGGUGCUUAACCAAGAUGCAUUAUGUUAAUGAGAAUGGUAGAGUUGACUAUUAUAUGUAUGAAGAAGGAUUGCGUAAUGGUAUAGAUAUCUCGAGUAUCAUAAAUAAAUGAGUAUACACAAUUAAAUAUUUGAAAUUAUUAAACAUUUUGACAAGCGUAAAACACAUCAAACAAUUGAUAUCGUUUGUAUAAGAGCAUUUGUCCAGUCCUUGCUUUCAGUUGUGCCAAUCAUGAUUAGACAAACGAUUUCCUGAAAAAUAACCAUCUUUUUUCUGGAGACCGAGGGCAUUCGAAUUUCAUUUUAAUUUUGCUACUACGUACAAGAAAGCUUAAAACCAUUCAGAAAAAUACCAAACAUCUACAAAUGACAUAAGUUUGAAGCGGAGACACUGUGGUAGCAUAUCUAAUGAAACGGCUUUAUGAUCAUUUUCACCCUAGUUCGAAUGCGCAUUGUUUACGAUUGUGUGGCCAGAGACUUGCGUUCCCUUCACCCUCUCAACUAACGAAUUAUAUUCAAAGACAUGUAUGGGGAAAAGACAAACUCGUAAUCAAGAUACGCUGGAGACUUGGUAUUUUCUGCGAUAAUCUGAUAUUCUCCCAUUUUAACGUUGAGGUUGCUGUCGAGCGGCUUCAUUUUCCAUGUUUGAUCUCUGAGUUCCUUCAUGUUCAAAAAAUUUCAAAAUGUCCGUGGUUAUCGAGACGACGAUUGGCGACAUAACUGUGGAUUUGUUCACGGAAGAGAGGCCCAGAACAUGCCUGAACUUCCUUAAGCUGUGUAAGAUGAAAUACUACAACUUCCACUUGAUCUACAGUGUGGAAAGAAAUUUUAUUGCGCAGACAGGAGACCCAUCAGCAAGUGGACGUGGAGGUUCCUCUGUGUUCCAAAAGAUGUACGGGGAUCAGGCACGGUUUUAUGAAGGAGAAAAGUUGCCCAUCAUGAAACACUCAGGACUAGGAACUGUAUCCAUGGUGUCAUGUGGGAGUCAUCUAUUUGGCUCCCAGUUUUUCAUCACUUUGGGAGAAAACCUUGAUUCCUUGGAUGCUGAACAUCUUGUCUUUGGGCAGGUUGUUGAAGGGCUUGAGGUCCUAAACAAGUUAAACCAGUCUCUCACGGAUGAUAAGAAUAGGCCCUAUCAGGACAUACGGAUAUCACACACUGUUGUGUUGGAAGAUCCUUAUCCUGAUCCAGACAAUCUUGACUUUCCAGAUGAGUCUCCCAGACUUUCUCAGGAUGUCUUUGAGUCUGACUAUAUUGCAGCAGAUGAAGCCAUUGAUGAUAAUGAAGGGAAAUCAAUGGAAGAAAUUCAAGAAGAAAUUGCCCAGAGGGAAGCAAAAGCUCGGUCAACCAUUUUAGAGAUGGUUGGGGACUUGCCGGACUCCGACAUGGCUCCACCCGAGAAUGUGCUUUUUGUGUGCAAACUAAACCCUGUAACAACAUCAGAAGACUUAGAGAUUAUCUUCAGUAGGUUUGGGAAAAUCAAUUCAUGUGAAGUAAUACGUGACAGAGUGACAGAAAAUUCCUUGCAGUAUGCUUUUAUAGAAUUUGCCGAGACUAAAUCUUGCGAAGAUGCCUACUUCAAGAUGGACAACGUCCUCAUUGAUGACCGCAGAAUUCAUGUUGACUUCAGCCAGUCUGUCUCCAAAAUCAAGUGGAUGGGCAAGGGGAAAGGUGUACAGAUUUUUGACAAUAACGGCAAGAAAAUGGACGGUGCAAGGGGACAUGCUUUCAACCCUAAUACAGAUCUUAGGCAUGAGGGUAAAGACAAAUUCAGGAACCCUGGUAGAGGGAGACCAUACUCUGACAGUUUUCGAGGCAGGGGUGGAAGGCAGACUGACAGGCACGACAGGGGUUGGGAGAGAGACCAGCGGCCACAUCAGAGGCAUGAAAGGUGGGAGAAGAAUGGCAACAACGAGAACUUUAAUCGGGACAGAGAAGCUGGAAGGAAAUUCUACCAGAGAGAGCAACACGAUAGAGGAGUAGAAAGGGAAGAAGCAAGGCUCUCUAAUGCCAAGAGGAGCCACAGCAGUGAUGAAGAAGGGAGUGACAACGGGCCAUCGAGGGAGAAGAUGCUGAAGCACCUCAAGAAGUCCCUU